Teleopsis dalmanni is the source of this 1386-nucleotide messenger RNA. RefSeq lists its product as uncharacterized. Bases 1 to 1386 code for a protein of 461 amino acids. Gene Ontology annotation, molecular function: zinc ion binding; nucleic acid binding. The transcript has a single exon. NCBI's taxonomy places the organism in Eukaryota, Metazoa, Arthropoda, Insecta, Diptera, Diopsidae. The record is from RefSeq and is a predicted model, not a curated record.
AUGAAUAACAACAAUACAAAAAUGUCAACGGAAGGGCCAGUACAAGAUGGUCUAAAGAAGUCCACGAAUGAUGUGAAUGUACAAAUGUCAAUACAAGAUGGACCAGGGAAGUCCGCAAUGAAAGAGGGCACGCCAAAGGUGCCACAAAAGACGAAUGGUGUGCACAUUUCACCGGGAAAUGAGUACAAAAUGAAAAAAGAAGAGGCGAUAAUAUUUGAAAAAUGCGUAACCGCCCUAAACAAAAUAAAGCAAGCCAUAAAUCGGCAAAGAAAUGUCUCGACGGACAUUAAAGAGGGCGUUUAUGAACUGCAAACGCAGUUGGAUUUGAUGACCGUUUACCACCAAGGUUGGAUUAAAGCAGUAGAAAAAAGAGAAAAACUGCGAAAAGAGACUAUUCUGACUGCCACACCGAACGUGCAACGACAAAAGCGUGUGGCAACAAGUCCAGUGGCGCAAACAACAGAGAACGAGAGCGCCAAAAAAAUUCGAGAAGACAGAUCCGAGGAAUGGCAAACCGUAAACCGGAAGAAGCCUAAAAGCCCAAAGGCAAACGGGAACCAGGAAAACGAUACCCCUGCCACCUCGAAUGGAAAAGUGAAAACAGCUGCCGACACGAAGAAACAGUCAAAGUCCACGAGGAAGAUAGAGGCAGAAGCAAGUAGGACCAGAUCAAACAAGAACAGGGGUCCGAAGACAGAAGCCGUUCUUAUAAAACCGACGGGAAGCCAAACCUACUCGGAUAUUUUAAAAAACCUUCGUUCGAACGUCAAGCCGGGCGAUUCGGAAGUCAAAAUUCGCACAGUUCGGAAGACAAUGUCGGGAGCUAUGUUACUAGAGCUUGAUAAAGGGACCAAGGCAAGCCUAGAUUUCUGCGAAAAAAUUAGGAGCGCUUUGCAGGAAACAGUGGAGGUAACCGGGCUAACACCAACAACCACAAUAGAGAUAAGGGACCUUGAUGCGCUCACGACAACUGCUGAAGUCGAAGAAGCCGUCAAACGAAUCCUUCCAAAUGGAAUUGAUCGAUUGAAAGCCACGGUCACUAAACCGAAUAACCGAGAAUUGGUUAGAGCUUAUGUACAACUCCCAACCACAGCAGCGGAAAAGCUUCUCGAAGCAGGCUCAAUCACUAUUGGAUGGAUCAGAGCGAAAAUGCGGAUGCGCACUGAAACUAAGCGCUGUUUCAGGUGCCAUGGCGUAGGACACAUUCAAAGAAACUGCAAGGGUCCAGACAGAACGAAUCUUUGCAUCAAAUGUGGCGAACCUGGACACAAACUAAAGGAUUGCACGAACCCUUCAAAGUGCUACAUAUGUUCUGACGCUGGCCUUAAAACCGUAGAUCACAUCGCCGCAUCUGGCAAAUGUACAUCGGUUAAAACCCAGAAAUGA